AGACAUCAUCGUGAAGCGGACAUAUUGUCAGUUUUUUCUCAAGCAAUGUCGUUGCUGCUUGCGACGUUUGUGGCUACGACUUGCGCCAUUUACGGAAGUGGUAGUGCUGGCCCGAGCCAUCAACACGAGGGGACCUACUGUCCGGAUGGGUAUAAAUACGUAAAUGGCUUAUGCUAUGGCUUAUGUCCGCCCGAUCGUUUUCAACACACCGACGGCCUAUGUUAUCCAAAAAUCACACCACCGUGUCCAAAUGUGGACAGUCUUAGCACGCCCAGCACAAACACAGCUACCCUACCGACUCCAGUUCCAACCACAACAACAACCACAACAACAACCCCACCAACAACAACGCCCACUGUCAUUAAAGAUUACAACGAUGAGGCACCGCUGCCACCUCUACUGGAACCACAAGCUGAAGAGCUGGCUCAAUGUCCAGCUGGCUCCAUAUUUGUGAAUAAUCAGUGUCGCAAGCUGUUGUGUACUCGGGGCGAAUAUAUUUCAGGGCGCUGUGUCCAGCCCCUCUGCAAAGAGGGUUUAGUGUGGCGCGGAAAACGUUGCCAGCCGCCCGCCUACCUAACAACCGUGCUCGAGAUUGAGAAUGUGAUUACCAAUCGAAAAGAAUACACUCUUGUGACCGAGAAUGUGAAUAAUGUGGAGCAGGUGACCGUGCCGCCCUACAAUCCAGGGAACAAUCAGAGCUAUAAUGCUGAGGUGCUACCACCCUCCGCACUAGUUGAUCCCACCUCGACAACAAGAAGACCGCCAACUACCACCGUGCGAGUGCCAGAACCGAAUUAUGAUGAUAAUGCUGUGCCCUCCGAUGGCUGUUGUGUGGUUAAGAGUCCACGCAUCUGUCGCAACUAUGCCCCCAAGUGGGUCUGCUUCAAUCGCAGCAAGAAGCUGUGCGAUCCACGCGUCUGCAAACGCCCCACCAUCUACUUAAAGCCACCACGCAUGGAGUAUAAUCCCGAGUUGGGGUGCUUGAUCAUGCCACCCAAUCCACCCCUCUCUGCCUGUAUGACCGCCGAUUGCAAUGAAAGCGAUUACAUAGAUUGUUCGGGUUGUGCGCAGAAUCGUCGCGAGAACUGCUCCAGUUCCUGCUUUAACUAUUUCUGUCCCAACGGUAAUUGUCAGUUCAUGAAUUCCGAGGACUACUGUAAACUAUAUCCUGGCAGCUUUGGUUGCACCCAAAGCGAUUGCCGCCUCUCGGAUUGGUGCAGCAAAAAUGUCUACUAGUUCUCUUAUAUAUACGAGUAAUUGUAAUAGUUGUUCAAGAAUAUACAUAGUGAUAGUACUGUUGUUUUGUAAA
This is a messenger RNA of Scaptodrosophila lebanonensis, 1309 nucleotides long. Its product is annotated as mucin-2. The record is from RefSeq and is a predicted model, not a curated record. NCBI's taxonomy places the organism in Eukaryota, Metazoa, Arthropoda, Insecta, Diptera, Drosophilidae. The coding region runs from base 46 to 1236 and encodes 396 amino acids. The transcript has 4 exons.